GCAACAGCGCAGCACGCAACAGGGGACAUCUAGCAACAAUGGGCGCCAACGGCCAGGCAGUGCAGACCAUGAACAAGAAGAAGGUGAAGCUUCUCAGCAAGAAGCGCGCCGAAGUUCGUAAUCAGAAGAAGGUGGCAGUGCUGCAGAAGGGUAAGCGUACAGUGCUACGCAAACACCGGCCAUCCAAGAAGAAACAGCAGAAGGACGCCAAGCGCCACCGCAUCUUCGUUGAGGCCGAAAAGUCCAAGCUGCUUAAAAGUGGUCUGAUCACCAAGGAGGAUAUUGAGAAGAUGGAGGCCGAGAAGGGCGACGACGAGGCAGACACCACCAUGGACGUAGAGGAGUAAUUGGUAACUGUAUACAUGACUUUUUUUGCUAUAUAAUAUGUUUUGC
Messenger RNA from Phytophthora infestans T30-4, 393 nucleotides. RefSeq lists its product as uncharacterized. The transcript has a single exon. Lineage: Eukaryota; Oomycota; Peronosporomycetes; Peronosporales; Peronosporaceae. The record is from RefSeq and is a predicted model, not a curated record. Bases 39 to 347 code for a protein of 102 amino acids.